AUGCCUCGUCAGUUGUCUGAAGUUGAAAAGGCUCAAAUUGUAUCAAGAAUCGAAGAAGGAUGGUCAAUCCGUGCUGUAGCGCAGUUGUAUAAUAGAAAUAAAAAAACCAUAUUGAAAAUUAAGCAACGCUGGGAACAGGAAGGUUCCCUAAAGAGGAAAAUUGGUUCAGGUCAUCCCAAACUUACCAACCCUGAACAGGAUGCUGCUUUUUUGGGAUAUUUAAGAAAUAAUCCAUUUGCAACUGUAAGGGAUGCUGUUAUUGAUACAGCAUUUCCUGCCUCCCAACCUACCGCCAGCAGGAGAGUAAUGAAAUCUGAACUAAAAUGUCACCCUGCUGCGAAAAAAAUGUUUCUUAACGAAGAACGGCGACAAUCAAGGAUUAUUUUUGCUUUAAAUUAUAUAUACCGCAAUCCUCAAUUUUGGAACAGGGUCAUUUUUACUGAUGAAAAGACGUUCCAGUCGACUUAUAACGGCCAAAUUCGUGUUUACCGUCCAAACAAUACCAGGUUUGAAGAGCGAUAUACUAACCCCCUCAAUUCUAGACCUGGGCGUUUCUCUGUAAAUGUAUGGGGCUGGAUAAGUGUUCAUGGACCUGGUGUUUGCUGGCGAAUAGAGGGAAGAUUUAAUGCCGGAAAUUACAUUAACAUUUUAGAAAACAUAUUGUUACCAAGUGCUGAGCAAAUAUAUCCCAAUAAUACGUUCAUAUUUCAACAAGAUAAUUGUCCAGUUCAUACGGCCAAUGCUGUAACCCACUGGUUUCAAACCCAUAAUGUGGAAGUGCUGCCUUGGGUCGCUUAUAGUCCCGAUAUCAAUCCAAUCGAAAAUAUUUGGGGUAUAAUCGUAAAAAAAAUAUAUAAUCGAAAUUUUAGGCCACAAAAUUCAGAAGAUUUAUGGGAAAUAAUACAUGCGUGCUGGGAAGAGCUUGAUUCAAAUAUUGUAUCAAAUAUAAUUCAGUCAAUUCCGAAUAGACUGGCUCAAGUAAUAGAAAAACAGGGAUAUAUGACCAAAUAUUAG
Acanthoscelides obtectus is the source of this 1014-nucleotide messenger RNA. NCBI's taxonomy places the organism in Eukaryota, Metazoa, Arthropoda, Insecta, Coleoptera, Chrysomelidae. The record is from the annotation of a GenBank genome assembly.